Messenger RNA from Sus scrofa (pig), 5663 nucleotides. The record is from RefSeq and is a predicted model, not a curated record. Lineage: Eukaryota; Metazoa; Chordata; Mammalia; Artiodactyla; Suidae.
UCCAUAUGCCACAGGUUUGGUUCUAAAAAAAGCAAAAAAUAAAAAUAAAAUAUAAAAUAAAAUCCUAAUCCACAAACCACACAUCAACCUGGAAACAUGUACAAAGUUCUGGAGGACGAGGAUAUCUGUUUUGGUUUUGCUUCACUUAGAUGGAUUGUCAUCAUUCCACUGGGACUACCCUGUCACAUCCACCUUUGCACUUUCAAAGAAGUGGGAAGAGGACAAAGACCUCUCAGUCCCAGGAAUGAACAGACCUGGUCAUGGAAGGAGAUAUGGGCUGCCUGUGGCAUGGGGACUGGCACAGAGCAGGAGCUCAGUACCAUACCUCUCACUGAUAUCCAGCAGCAGGGGUCUGAGGGGGGUCCCCCAAGUCCUCCCAGCCUGACACAGGUGCUCCCCAGUGUUGGCGUCUGAGGGGCCCUCAGGGUGCCCUGAGCUGGAGGGCUGUGGCUUGUCCCCAAGAGACUGCUUCCUUCUUUGGGGACAUUGUCUGUAGCUAGAGGCUCAGAACAGCCAGCAUGCAUUCUGCCAAUUCACAGGACAUUCCUGAAAGCCCAGCACUCCCUCACCAAUGCGAAGUGGCUUCCUGCCAUCCCACUGGGUAGGGGAGUUAAGGGUUGCCCAGGGCCACUCAGUUUAGCAAGACCUGCCUGACUCCUGCAGCCCCCACACCCCUAGAGUUGGGGGUGCCUGGAUGGUACCCAGCUAGAUGGAGUACACGCAUGGGGAUGGGGGAUCAAGGAGGGGUUCUGAGGCACCAGAUCCCCAGCGGCUGCCCUCCCAGACCAGGAUUUUAACCUGCCCUGGCUUCAGAGCCUGCCCUGGAGCCUUGGGCAUCCUCAUCUGUGAACCAAACCAGGGCUAGGUCAUCCUGAGAACCUAGAGUUAACCUAGAGCUAAGAGGGAGUGAGCUGCCUGGGUGUUUGUGACUGCGAGGUGGGGCCUGCGCUGGGUCUGGCCCCCCGCGGGCGGGGGCGGGCUCUGGCGCAGUCUGCACCGGCAGGCCAGGCGGGGCGGUCUCAGCGCUCAGAGCUGCUCAGCAGCCACAGCAGGUGGGUCGGAGUCCUGCGGAAACAGACUCAGGCCCCAGAGAGGUGGUACCUGGGGACAAGGUGCUAGCAGCUGGCUUGGUGCUCCUCUCAGCUGCCACAAUGGCCUCAAGGCUGGCACGCUUCUGUCAGAAGCUGAAACGGCGGAAGCCGCUGGAGGAGGCCACCAUGGAGACGUUGCUGCAGCGCUGCCUGUCCACGCUGGACCUGACCAUGCUGGGAGUGGGGGCCAUGGUGGGCUCAGGCCUCUAUGUGCUCACCGGCACUGUGGCCAAGGAGAUAAGCGGCCCUGCUGUGAUCGUGUCCUUUGGUGUGGCUGCCGUGGUUUCCCUGAUGGCGGCCCUGUGCUACGCAGAAUUUGGGGCCCGCGUGCCCCGCACAGGCUCGGCCUACCUGUUCACCUAUGUGUCCAUGGGUGAGCUGUGGGCCUUCCUCAUCGGCUGGGACUUGGUGCUUGAGUAUCUCAUUGGUGGCGCUGCGGUGGCCCGUGCCUGGAGUGGCUACCUGGAUGCCAUGUUCAACCACCGCAUCCGCAACUUCACCGAGGUCCACGUGGGCGUCUGGCAGGUGCCCUUCCUGGCCGGGUAUCCAGACUUCUUGGCUGCUGGCAUCCUGCUCUUGGUCUCCAUCUUUGUCUCCUGUGGAGCCCGCGUCUCCUCCUGGCUCAACCACACCUUAUCUGCCAUCAACAUGACCGUCAUCCUCUUCACCAUCAUCCUGGGGUUCAUCCUGGCCCGCCCGCAAAACUGGGGCAAGCAGGAGGGUGGCUUUGCACCCUUUGGCUUCUCUGGCAUCUUGGCCGGCACCGCAACCUGCUUCUAUGCCUUUGUGGGCUUCGAUGUCAUCGCUGCCUCCAGCGAGGAGGCUCGGAACCCGAAGCGAGCCGUGCCUGUGGCCAUCACCGUCUCGCUGGGCCUGGCAGCCAGUGCCUACAUCCUGGUCUCCACUGUGGUCACUCUCAUGGUGCCCUGGCACCACCUGGCCCCUGACUCGGCACUUGCCGACGCCUUUUACGAGCGGGGCUAUGGCUGGGCUGGCUACAUCGUGGCGAUUGGUUCCAUCUGCUCCAUGAACACGGUCCUGCUUGGUAUCCUCUUUUCCCUGCCACGCAUCAUCUACGCCAUGGCUACAGAUGGGCUCUUCUUCCAGGCGUUUGCCUACGUGCACCCCAGGACACAGGUGCCUGUAGUGGGCAUCAUGGUGUUCGGGGCCCUCACAGCUUUUGUGGCACUGCUGCUGGACCUCGAAGCACUGGUCCAGUUCCUGUCCAUUGGCACCCUGCUGGCCUACACUUUCGUGGCCAUCAGCGUCAUCGUGCUCCGCUUCCAGAAGGCCCCUGCAUCCAGUUCCACCAGCCCAGAAAGCUCUGUCCCUGCGGCCAAGGAGUACAACUCCUUCUCAGACCACAUAGAGCUGGUGGGCACUGAGCAGGGCCCAGCCUCUGAGCCUGGGCAGCUGCGGCCAGCCCUGAGGCCCUACCUGGGCUGCCUGGAUAGGUGCUGCCCUGGGACAGCCGUGGCUUGGGCAAUCGGGGUCCUGGUGGUCUCGGGCGCCAUCCUGGCCUGCACACUGACCAUCGGGAACUCAGUCCUGAAGCUCCCUCACUGGGGCUCUGUCCUGCUGCUCCUGCUCAGCGGCGGCAUGUUUCUGCUCAGUCUUAUUGUCCUGGGGGCCUACCAGCAGCAACGCCAGCAGGACAUCUUCCAGGUACCUCCCUGCCAAUGCCAUCAGCCCACCAGCCCCCUCCUCCCCACUUCCUCUGCUCCCACAGCAGGGGAGGCGACACACAUGUCCCCCUCUGACUGCCUCAUGAGUGGGCCCUGGGCAUGGCAUGCAGCCCUUCCCUGUGGCCCAGCCCCGCCCUGCCCUUGCCUCUCAGAUACCCAUGGUGCCACUGAUUCCAGCAGUGAGCAUCUUCCUCAACAUCUGCCUCAUGCUGAAGCUGAGCAUCCUGACCUGGUUGCGCUUCUUCAUCUGGCUGGUGAUCGGACUCACAGUGUAUUUCGGGUACGGCAUGCGGCACAGCAAGGAGAACCAGCGGGAGCUGCCAGGGCUGACCAUCACACGCUAUGUGGUCUUCCCCAGCGGCAGCUCACUGGAGGAGACAGUGCAGGCUGUGCAGCCCCCCAGCCAGGCACCAGCCCAGGAGUCUGGCCACUUGGAGCAGCCCUCCAGUCCAUGAGGACUGCUGGGGGCCUGCCCUCCACCUUGGGAGGCCCGCCUUCUAUCCAGGCCAGCUCUGGUUCAGGUCUGCUCACACCAGGGGGUCCUUGGGGCUGCAGUGGGCGUGACCAGCACUGGUGUGGUAGACUCUUUGCCCGGUGCCUUCCAGUUCAUGACCCACUCCAGCAGCCUGGGCAGGUGGGGUGGAGUUGGGGGGUAGAUGAGGCUCCAGCCCCAGGAAUAUACAAUAAUAACUGCCCAGCCAGCCAUGCGGCCUGCAUUGUAUCCAUUGUCUUUGUGGCACUGGGAAGCACGCAGUUGUCCCCACUGCACAGCAAGGUGCAGGGGUUCUGCAGCGGGGAGGUGCCAGGCCCGGUACAUCUUUGUCCCACCUUCAGGGGCUUUGCGUAAAGUCUCCAGAUGGUACACAUGUGGGGAGGCGUGUGCAAGAGCCUAGGCCUGCUAAAGGUAACUUCUGGCCUACCCAGUCCUUGAGGGUCCCCAGGCCCACCUUGUUCUGCCCCACGGGUCACCCUAUGCGGUGCUGUCCCCACCACAGACAUUUCCAGCUCUCAUCACUGCCCUUAAGGACCACACAGGAAGCUGCUGGCUUUGACAAGGCUUUACUCCCCAACUCUGGAGCCACACAUCAGUUUCCUCUGUGCCCCGUCCACGUGACCCCAUCCUGGUAAAGGCUCUCUCACCCUGGCCUGCUUCUCCAAGGCCACUGCACUGGAGAUUGACAGGCAGCGGCGAACCAAGGCUUUGCUGAGGCUCCAAGUGCCAGAUGGCUGCAGAUGGUAGCCCAGCCUGAGCCCCAGCCCUGGCCCUCCCCAGCUGGUCCACGUCACUGCACUGGCAAUAGGCCAGGGCCCAUGAGAAAGCAUCCCCUCACCCCCUGAGUGGGCAUUCCCAAGUCCCUGCUAGUGGCCUGGGGCCAAGACAGUGUCUGACUCCUGCAGCCUGUCCCCCCUGCUGAUGGCGGCCCCCCAGGCAUGGUGAGUUCUCCAGCAUGCAAGGCUCAGACCCCGUGAGGAUUCCAGAGCCAGGCCAGUCUGCUGGGAGCCUCUGUGAUGUGUUUGGGGCAUUCCAUCUGGCCACUGGGCUCCACCUGAGGUGCCGUUGCCUCAGGCUGGUUCUUAUGUGUGACCUUGGGCAACAGUGAAUUCCAGAUGUACACCCUCCCCACCCCCACAGGUUCCAGGAGGUUGGGCUGGGUGUCACCAAGGCAGCACACAGAAGGGCCCCAAGGACCAAGGACCACUGACUCAGCUCCUCCACCCUUGGCUCCCAACCCUCCAGGGCCAAAGGGCUGCCACCAGGGAGGGGAUGGUGCUCACAAACCGAGCAAGUGCUGUGCCAUUGCAUGGGGCCCCAACUGCCCUCCUCCACAUUCCACAAGGCCCCCACCCAAUCCCCAAACUGGGUGAGGGCUCAGGGCAGCCCAGCACCAGAGCAGUGGAAACAGCCUUCCAGUCAGACUUCUUUCUGUCCUGCCUUAGACUCCAGCUGCACAGACCCUGGACCAGCGCGGCUGAGCCAGGCUGGGCAGGUGGGGGUUCUCCUGCAGUGGGGGUGUCACCAAGAGGGGAGGGCUGGAGGCUCCUUAGACAGUGGGAGGGUCUGUGCUGGUCAUGCAUGAGUGGGAUGCUGCUAGGAGCCCUGGUGACAGAGCUGGAAGAGAGUUCCCCAGACAGGCGCAGCUGGAGCCACGUCCCACUACAGGGCUCUGCUCUCCCCAGGCAGCACCCACUGAGGCCAGUGUCAGGGGACAGACUGUCUGCCUGGGAGCUGAAUGGUGGAAUCCUCCUCCCACCCCCACCCUGGUCCUGCUGGGGCUGCAUCUGGGAAGUCCCCAAGGUGAGGCCCCUCCCUUCCAGCCCUCACCCCCACCACAGAGAAGAGGCCUCAGGAGAGGGCUGGUGAGUGGGGGCCAGUAAGUGGGGCCCCAGCCACAGCCUCAGUGACCAGCUACAACUAUCAGCUGUGGCUGCAGGGACAGGUGCUGGCCCCUCUAAGGCUCCCGGGCAGCUGGGCACCGGGGUGCAGAGGCUGGCUCUGAUGGCUCAGGGCUGGCAGUCACCUUUGGAGCCUUUGCCUGCAGGUGAAGACAGCAGGUCAGGGCUCUAGCUGACAUCCUCCACAAGCAGAGCAGAGCCCCAAGGCUGGACAGACCCACAGUUACCUCCUCGUACUUGGUCCUCCAGUAGAAAUGAGCUUGUCCAUCCACGUACAAGAGCAGCAGGUCACAGAGGAAUGUGAUCUGUGAGAGCAGGGUGGACCUGUGGCCGGGCCGCCACCUGCCCCCUCCACUUCCCCACCUCCCCUCUGGGGUGUGGCUGUGCCUGGGGUGGGCCUGGGUCCCACUUGCUGAAGCCACUCACCACGCCCAGCCAAGCUGCUCCUGUGCCCAGAGUGAUGGCUGUGGGGAUGAGCCCGAAUUUCCCUGCC